AUGGACUUCGAAUCUUCCGAUAUUCUGGGUGGUGACCUUUCGAUUUCGCACGAUGUUUCUUUAGGCGCAUGGUCCCUCGCUCGUGCAUCGUUAGCAGGCUUUAUUCUGCUUCCUGCGGCCUUUCUUCUGCUACAUAUCUUCGCUGGCUUAUACCGAUGGAGAGAUUCGACACAAAAGAAGGCCACACGCAGGAGACACGGCAUUCCCGACUAUGACCAUCGCCCAUUCCCGAUAGCUCUUGGUGCUGCUCUGCGUGCUCGAGAACAAGACACGGCAGCACGGUCGCGUGAAAAAGAAAAAGACGAGACAUCUGUGCCCCAGUCUCACCCGGUUCAGCCUAAUCUUCCACAACUUGGACAGCGAGUCUCACAUCUUGCUGACACCCAUUUUUCACCGGCUCCUCCUAACAAUAUAGUCGCGCCUGUUAUUGCGAUCCGUGGAGAGGUUGGACCGGCCACUGGAUACAGUGGCGUACCUGAGAAUGCAGGUCAAGACGUGGCUGCUAAUAUCCCUCCCACUCCCUUGGCCAACGACUUGAAUCAUCCCAAGGGUGAUCCUCCGCGUGUCCACCGGAAGCACGCCCGCGAAGAGGAGGGACCUACCAGAUCUGGGCACAAGAGGUCACGUACUGAGGGUGGUUCGAGUUCGGAUGAUGAGAAACUCUCGGCAGCGCGAGAGUCAGAGAAAGAGAUGGACGUAGAUGAAGAAAUUGCCCCACCCAAGAGAGGUUUCAAAAGAACGGCUAGCCACGUGGUUGAUGAAGGUCAUCAGCGCUCUGGUGGGCGGGAUAAGCGGGCGAGGAAAGCACCCCGCGACAAGGAGCCUCAGGAAUAUCUGGUCGAUGAGGAGAUGCGUGAUGAUGAGGCCACCAGUAGAAACCAGAGGGGAAAGAAGCGUGUUAGAGUUGAGAUGGGAGAGGAAGGCUCAGUUGUUGAGGAUGACGAGGAUGAAGAGAGGGGGCGUCGACGAAGAAAACGGAGAGCUAUGGCGCACAAAAAACCGGAUCCCGUGCGUGGUCAGAAACGCGCUCGGGAAGCUGAAGCGUUGGACAGUGAUGAAGAGGAGCCGAAGAGGGAUUCACGUAAGAAACGCGGCAAGAAAGGGCAUGUUGCUUAUGAUCUUCCGGUGGGCGAACUCUCGCAAGAUCCUCUCUGCAAAGGAAGACAUGUUGGAGAGGAGUGGGAGGUUAACGGGAUGCAUUACAAGGUAGGUGCCAACGGCCAGCGCCUUCGCCGUGAGGUUGUGAAGCAGUCUCGCUCAAGGUUCCAUAUGCCUAGCGACUCCCAUCAUCCAGACCGUGCAACACACAUCGAUGUCUUCGUAGAGACAUGGUUGUCUGAGGAUGAUUACAAGGCUGCAAAGGACCGCCAAGAAUUAGCCUGGCAAGAUAGUCCCAAAGUUGUCAGCGAACCUGCCACUCCUGGUGAUGUGCCGCACACUCCAAAUGAUGGCAAGGGUCUCCUGUGGUCGUCGAUGAUGUCACAAGAUGAUAGCCCUUCGCCGGUGCCACCUAGAGAACCUUUCAUGCAGUCAAUUGCAACCAAUGUCGGUCUUCACCUGAACCCGUUCCAACCAGAUGCUCUUUCACGCCGCGUGUCUUCCGUGCAUCAAAUCGACCCGGAGCCAUCCGCAGUUGAGAGCCCGAAAAUCCACAGUUCUCGAUCGUACUCCAAGUGGGAGAAGCAGAACUUGGAAGCUGCUGCUAUGGAGCAAAUGCGGGUGAAGCAACUACAGGUUGCUCGUGCCUCUGUGGACACCGGGAAAGCGACAGCUGCUCUGACAAUGUCUGCUUCUUCCCUAGCUCCUGCGGCCGCCAUCCCAUCAAUCACGCUGACGCCUCCAGGGGAUAAGCCCUCUCAACCGGACCAGCAGAAGACGCCUGCACCUUUGUCUUUCGGAGGCCCUUCAAUUGGCGCGUCUACGGAUACGCAUAUGUCUGUCCCGAAGCUCACUAUUCCUGAGUCAACGCCCGCGUCCAGUAUCACCUCGGACACGAUCAAAGCACCUACCUCUGGAUCCCCAGCUGCGCCUACCACCACUUCUUCUACAGCUCAGAACAAGUUCACCUUUACACCCUCAACUCCUUCGUUGGGAACUCAGUUCUUCGGACAAUCAGGUUCGGGUGCAACACCUUUACCCAGUUCGACCUCGAGUGUGCCCAACUUCUUUGGGGCAAAGGGAGCGUCCACAUCCGCGCCCACAAGCAGUAUCACUGCGCCUGCAUCGAACCUCUUCGGUACUACGAAACCUCCCGCAGCAGGCCAGGCGAGUGCGCCAGCCAAAUUUUCGUUCAAUUUUGCUCCAUCGUCUGCCGCUCAAACAGGGGCGUCUUCUACUCCCCAUGGGCAGGAGGAUUCGAAGCAAUCGGAGCAGUCGGAACAGAGCAAAGUUCCUGCUAGCAAUUCCCUGAUCAGUCGUCUCGGGUUGACUCCAGCUUCUACUGCAUCUCAGACACCGUCCACUACAACUGCGGCGACGGGUUUUUUCACUGGUAUAACCCCCACGUUUGGCCCGCCAGCUGUUCUUGGUUCGAACGCAUCAGCAGACGUUGGACAAACGAGCGGGAGCCCUUUCGCAGAUGCAGGCGCGGCUACCACGAACGCUGCUCCUAGCUCCAGCACUCCGAGUCCACCAAAGUUCAGUUUUGGAUUCACAUCCAAACCGACCAGUACUACUCCUACACCCGCAUCCACUGCUGCACUUGCUGCUGAGGCACCGAAACCUGCCUUUUCGUUCAACUUCGCAGCCCCAGUGCCUUCUGCACAGCCUGCAACGCCCUCGGCUUCGAGCGGUUCAUCGUCUGCAUUCGGAGCCUUUGGUGGCUCUGCUAAGCCGUUCGGAGCGCCUGCUGAUUCCUCCACGAGUGGGAUGAGUGGCGCGGCGCCAGCGAAGCCAAUAUUCAACUUUGGAUCAAGCUCGUCUACUGCGUUCAGCAGUGGGACUACUCAACUGGCAGACAGCAAUAAACCAAAGUUCUCAUUCGGUAAUGCAGGGGCUAGUUCUUCCUCUACACCAUCGGCAUUUGGAAACACUGCUUCCACCUCGUCGCCCGCUGCCACGAAUACGACGGGGCCGUCGACAGCUCCGACGGCAGCAGGUGCCGGCGAAGCGGAGACGAAGCCGAAGUUUUCAUUCAACUUCGGCUCCACUGCAUCGACGUCAGCGUUCGGUGCGCCAUCUUUCGGUAACCAGGCUACCGCGCCUGCGUUAGGCACGCAACCCACCACCUCCAACACUAAUGCUGCGCCUUCAGCAUUCGGUGCGACAUCUUUUGGCAAUAACUCCGCGGCUACGCCUUCCGCGUUUGGUGCGUCUUCUCUUACCAACAACGCCACGACCGCUCCGGCGUUCGGCACGCAACCUUCUACCGAUAAUGCCGCCGUCCCCGCACCUUCUGCGUUCGGCAACCCGUCGCAGACCCCUACUCCUAGCGCGUUCGGAUUCACCAACCCGCCACAAGCCUCUACUCCUAGCGCGUUCGGAUUCACCAACCCGCCACAAGCCUCUACUCCUAGCGCGUUCGGAUUCACCAACCCGCCACAAGCCGCUACUCCUAGCGCGUUCGGAUUUACCAACCCGCCACAAGCCGCUACUCCUAGCGCGUUCGGAUUUACCAACCCGCCACAAGCCGCUACUCCUAGCGCGUUCGGAUCCUCCAACCCGCCACAAACCUCUACUCCUAGCGCGUUGGGAUCCUCCAACCCGCCACAAGCCUCUACUCCUAGCGCAUUCGGGCUCUCCAACCCGCCGUCAGAUGCUCGCGUGUCGGCGUUCGGGUCGUCAUCAAAUGCGGAGGAGAAGAAGUGA
Messenger RNA from Sparassis crispa, 3807 nucleotides. RefSeq lists its product with no specific name. NCBI's taxonomy places the organism in Eukaryota, Fungi, Basidiomycota, Agaricomycetes, Polyporales, Sparassidaceae. The transcript is spliced from 6 exons. The coding region runs from base 1 to 3807 and encodes 1268 amino acids. The record is from RefSeq and is a predicted model, not a curated record.